Messenger RNA from Mastomys coucha (southern multimammate mouse), 3229 nucleotides. Its product is annotated as zinc finger protein 54-like. NCBI's taxonomy places the organism in Eukaryota, Metazoa, Chordata, Mammalia, Rodentia, Muridae. Gene Ontology annotation, biological process: regulation of DNA-templated transcription. The record is from RefSeq and is a predicted model, not a curated record. The coding region runs from base 589 to 2526 and encodes 645 amino acids. The transcript has 7 exons.
GUGUGUCCAGCGGGCGUGGUUAGAGAUGUGAAGUAAAAAGCUGGUACAGCUGAGUGAGUGAGUCCAGGCUAGCUGAGCUGAAAAGACUAAAUCCGAAUGGCGACGACCCAUUACCGAAAGGAGCUGCAGGUCUGCAUCGUGUGAGAUCCCAUGGUGCAGACUUGAGAAUAGAAGACACAGGUUGGGGUCCUGUGGGGACCCAAAAACUCCCCUAUGCCGCAGGUUGAACAUCCUGUGAGACUCAGCAGCCUGUGGCUCAGCAGGGGAACCGCUGCCCGGCGGCCCUGGAACCUCCCAGGGUCCUGGGAAAAUAAGUGUGCAUCUGUGUGACCCUUGCAUGAUGAAGUCUUGCUUGGUUCAUGCUAUAUUAAGAACCUCACAAGUGUAUAGUGCUGUCAUCACAAUCAUUCAGUUCCACUUCUUCCAGUCAGUUUUAACCGUGAUUGGAUGUGGGCUUCCAGGGCUCACUGAUCACCCACAUGUGCUCACCUGUGAAGCAGAACAAAGAGACCUAGAACAUAGAGAGGCAGGAGACAGUGGCUAAGGAUCCAGGGCAGCAAGCCAGCUAUUCAUCCUUACUGAAGACAAAUGCAAAGAAAAAAAGAAAAAAGACAGCAAGAAAUGGCUGAUUCUCCUGGAAAUAAGUCUCAGGAUCUGUUGGCAUUCAGAGAUGUGGCUGUGGAAUUUUCCCAAGAGGAGUGGCAAUACCUGGACUCUACUCAGAGGGCUUUGUACAUUGAUGUAAUGUUGGAGAAUUACAACAACCUGGUGUCUGUGGAGAACUAUUGCAUAUGUGAUACUGUUGAUCAACAUGUGAAUACAGAAAAAGAGUCUUGCCAGUAUAAUGAGCUUGGCAAAAUUCUUCAUGAACACUUCAGAUGUGCACUUUAUAAAACUAGUAUAACUACAGAAACAUCUAAAAACUACAGAUGCUGUAAUGACAGGGAUGUGUCUAAUGACUCAUCAAACCCAGAUAGACAUAAAAUCAUGCUCAUUGGAAAAGAACCUUGCAAAUCUAAAGAGUGUGAGAAAUCUUUCAGUUUGUGUUCCAAUAUUAGUCAAGAUCAGAGACUCUACACUGCAAAGAAAGAGCACGGGCAAGAAGAAUAUGAUGACCAUUUCAGCUCUACACACAGUCUCAUGCAACAAAUAAACUACAUUGGAGAGAAACCACACCAGUGUGGGAAAUGUGGGAAAUGCUUCAGUACCUCCUCAAAUCUCACUGUACACCAGAGAAUUCAUACUGGAGAGAAACCCUACAAGUGCAACCUUUGUGACAAAUCUUUUUCCCAGAGCACAACUCUUAAAACACAUCAAAGACUUCAUACUGGGGAAAAACCUUACAAAUGCAAAGAAUGUGGAAUGUCAUUUCCUUACUUGUCAUCCCUUAAAGUCCAUCAGAAUUUGCAUCCUGGUUCUAAGCCAUACAAAUGUAAGGAAUGUGACAAAUCCUUUACUACAAAGUCAACUCUUAAAAAACAUCAGAGAAAUCAUACUGGAGAGAAACCCUAUACGUGCAAUGUCUGUGGCAGAUCCUUUAGACAAUGUGCAAAUCUUAAAACUCACCAAAGACUUCACACCGGAGAGAAACCUUACAAGUGCAAAGAAUGUGGAAAGUCAUUUACUCAGUCCUCAUCCCUUAAAAAACAUCAGAAUUUGCAUACUGGAAAGAAACCUUACAAAUGUGAGGUUUGUGACAAAUCUUUUACUGAGAAGUCAACUCUUACAACGCAUAAAAGAAUUCAUACUGGAAAGAAACCCUACAAGUGCAACACUUGUGACAAAUCCUUUAACAGUUGUACAAAUCUUAAAACACAUCAAACACUUCAUACUGGGGAGAAACCUUACAAGUGCAAGGAAUGUGGAAAGUCAUUUCCUUACAUGUCAUCCCUUAAAAUACAUCAGAAUUUGCAUCCUGGAGAGAAGCCUUAUAAAUGUAAGGAAUGUGAUAAAUCCUUUACUCUGAAGUCAAGUCUUAUAACACAUCAGAUAAUUCAUACUGGAGAGAAACCCUACAAGUGCAACAUUUGUGGCAAAUCCUUUAACCAAUGUACAAAUCUCAAAACACAUCAAAGACUUCAUACUGGGGAGAAACCUUACAAAUGCAAAGAAUGUGGAAAGUCAUUUCAUUACUGGUCAUCCCUUAAAAGCCAUCAGAAUUUGCAUACUGGAGAGAAGCCUUAUAAAUGUAAGGAAUGUGGCAAAUCCUUUACUGAGAAGUCAACUCUUACAAAACAUCAGAGAAUUCACACAGGGAAGAAGCUCUACAAGUGCAACAUUUGUGACAAAUCCUUCAUCUGGUGUGCAUCUCUUAAGGCACAUAAAAAGUUUCAUACUGGCGAGAAACCUUACAAAUGCAGAAAAUGUGGAAAGACUUUUCCUCAGUUAUCAACCCUUAAAAGACAUCAGAAAAUUCAUGAAGACAAGGGACAUACUGGGGAGAAGCUUUACAAGUGCAAUGACUGUGACAAAUCCUAUACCUACCAUUCGUCAUUUAAAAGGCAUCAGAAAAUUCAUUCGUCAUAGAAAUUAGACAAAUGCAUAGAAUGUGGUAUUUUGACUGUGUAUGUCUGUACACUGAAGAGACACAGGAAGCCUGCCUCUGCACUUCCCUGCUGCUUCGAGGGCUAGAGAAGUUACCACUCCUACCCUUUCCCCUUCGUAGAUGCCUCUGACCUUUGGAGAGGGCAAACAAAGAGGGCCCAGCCUGGCGCCAGAAUAUUGCAAUUCCCCUUUUCUCCUUUCAUAGUAGCACUCCCUUCCCCCUGACACGGGGACAGAUACCAGCCUUGGGAACAGACAAAAACCAGCAUACCCUAGCCUCCCUGUCACCGAGACUCACACUCCCUUUGAUUGAUAACCAACACUUCCCCAGUGCAGAUGACUCCUGCCCUGGAAGGAAGCAGGGACCAAUAUCCUUGAGAUGAUAAAAUGCCCACUCUUGGACCGUGGGAGAAGGGCAAUUAAGUGUUCCCAGAGCGCUUUGACCAGUUUGUAAAAAUAAACUAGCUUCUGCUAGCACAAUGAGUUACUUUUCCCAGGCCAGGAAGGUCCCUUUCCAGCUGCGUGGUUCUGCCGUGCUGUCUGAACAAACGUUAUCAGGUUUAAAGGCUGGCACUCUCUUAUCAAUUCCAAGUCUCUGGUCCGGGGUAUGGCUUUCCUAACCUCCGGAGUGAGAAAGGCUUGCAAUCCAAGUCAGACGAGUGUAAUAAAAACUCUUUGUUCUUGC